UGGUUUCCCAAAUAUCGCGCAACCAUUGUCGGAAUCAUUGCUGCAGGCUUCGGGUGUGGCGCGCUCAUAUUUACACCAAUACAGACGUUCAUCAUAAACCCAAAUAGCCUGACUGACUUAACUGACCCGUCAAUAAUGGCUAGAGUACCAGACGCAUUCCUUAUCCUUGGGGGCGUAAUGUUGGGCCUUCAAAUCAUCGGGUUUAUCAUCUGCCGGGAAAGAAAAGUUGUAGACACAGAAGAAGCAGUUGACCAGAGUGCAUCUGAAAAUGAUUCAAAAAUUAAUCAGGACGAAGAGUAUGCUAACGCCGCCAACUCCGUAAAACUGGUUCAAAAAAGUUAUACACUUAAGGAGGCUUUACAGACUAUCGACUUCUAUUUGUUAUGGUUCAUCUUCUUUUGCAACGUCUACGGAGGAGACGUUUGCCUGGGGGAUCGCUAUCUCUCAAUUAUCGCAACUUUAAGUUCCGCUUUUAACGCUUUGGGACGAGUGCUGUGGGGCCUAAUUGUGGACCACUUUUCUUUUAAGUGUCCCUAUGGUGUGCUCACCUUCAUAUGGGCUGUAUUAUUUGCAACAUUUCCUGCAAUCGGAAUAUCAAGCUCGAGUUCGAGCGCCAGCGCCGGCGCAAACGUAACCAGUCCAUGUGCGAACGUAACAGUUCCUAGUGCGCUGCCCUACAUCUAUCCAGUUUGGGUAUUUUCUCUCUUUUUUCUAUUGGCUGGCCAUUUUGUUAUUUCGCCUGGUGCCGCUGGACGUAUCUUCGGACCAGAGAACAUGGCAACCAUUUACGGUUUGAUAUUUUUUGCAACGGCUCCAAGCUCACUGGGACUCGCUGCAAUUAUCUCGCAAUUUCAGAUUGCUGGGAAAUGGAUUGAAGUCUAUGAGUCCGCCGCUGCCCUUUGCCUAAUCAGCUUCACCCUCUCGUUAUUCCUGAAAGACAAAAGCGGUACGUGUGCAAGGGCUUCAGACAUAUGCGCCAGAGCAUGCAACGUCUGCCGACCAAUCGCCGACGAGGACGAGGAAAAGGCUGACGGGAAGUAUGAUGCUGACUAUUUCACGGACGUUCCGGAAAUUUGA
Dibothriocephalus latus is the source of this 1077-nucleotide messenger RNA. Lineage: Eukaryota; Metazoa; Platyhelminthes; Cestoda; Diphyllobothriidea; Diphyllobothriidae. The record is from the annotation of a GenBank genome assembly.